AUGCAUACUCCAACUACAUCACGAAAGGAGUCAGUCCUAUCUACAACGCCCAUAGCUGGGCAAAGUACUCAAAAUGAGGCACAUCUAUCUACAACACCUAUAGCUGGGCCAAGUACUGUACCAAUUAGUGGCCAAAUUGAUGUAGCAAUGUCAACUCCAUUGUCUCGUGGGACUAAGGCACGCUUUGUAGUUGAAAGCUCUGAUAAUACUGAUAUUACAUCGAGUUCAUCUGCACCUGAAAAACAAUGUAUCACAAGUGACCUGGAGAAACAGUCAUCUGAACAUGAAAACCAGAGGGAAAAUGCUUUGCUUCGUGGUUAUAUGAAUGCCACUAUUCCAUAUGACUGGACAGGUGAUGAAAAUGAGGAUGAUGAAAAUGAUUCUGAUUAUGAUCCCGGUUAUGGGAAAAUUCCAUUGGUGACUAUAGGUCCUAAAGAUGUGAAGAUAGAGAAUCUAGAAGACCUUGGUGGAGAAGAAGUAGAACCUGAAGCUGAAGAACAACCAGAGGUUGCAUUGAAAUUGGGGGAAGAUAUCCCCCUUCCACCCAAUCCACUAAAUGGAAAUAUCCAUCCUCCCAAUAGACAUAUAGGAGAUGACAUUAAACAUCAUCAAAUGGUUUUGGUAUCUCUGCAAAGCCAAGUUGAUUUGGCAAAAUGUAAAAUUGCCCUGUGCUCCAAAGAUGGAUGUGAAGCAGAGGUGACAAGCACAUUUGAAAAAUGCAUUGGUUCUGCACCUUACUUGCAAUGGGUGUGUACCAAUGGGCACAAGGAUUAUAGAUGGAGCGGCCAACCCUUUGUACGGGGUGUGAGAGCAGGGAAUCUGGCGCUCUCAUCAGCAAUUGUUCUCUCUGGGAACAACGUUUCUAAGAUUAAAAAGAUGUUCAAAUUCAUGAAUGUACCCUGUGUGGGGAAUCCCGCAUUCUAUGCCUUUCAAAGAAUGUACAUCUGCCCCUCUGUUAAAACAUACUGGGAAACAAUCCAAGACGAGGUGCUGGCCAGCUGUGGGGACAAGAUGCUCAUUCUUUUAGAAGUGUAA
Owenia fusiformis is the source of this 1035-nucleotide messenger RNA. The record is from the annotation of a GenBank genome assembly. Lineage: Eukaryota; Metazoa; Annelida; Polychaeta; Sabellida; Oweniidae.